AUAUAAUAUCUCUCUCUCUUUUUCUUUCUUUUGAGUAGUAUCCUCCAUUCAAAAUAUCUGAACCGAGUCGAACCGAGUCGACACAGCCGAGUUGAAUAAGCUACAGAAGGGAGAAGAGAGACGGGGUCGGUCAGUUUUGAUGUUAAAACGGUAAAUUCCUCGAAUGGAAAUGGUAUCCAACAACACAAGUACAACAAGAAGCAAGAAGCAACGGCUGGGAGGAGUUACCGACUGACUGAGCUAUCAGAGAUAGAGCAAGCCGGUGGGGAUUCUAAUUUCUGUAUAAUCAGUAGAAACCCCUCUUUCCUUUUCUUUUCUUUCGAAUCCGCUGCUGCUUCUAGGGUUAGGGUUUUACAUUUCGCUCCCGGAAACUAGAGAGAGAAACAAGAGAGAGAGAGAGAGACAGAAAUUGAGAUCAAGCAAAGAGCAAGUAAUUAAUGGGGCGAGGGAAGGUGCAGCUGAAGCCAAUCGCCGACAAGAUCAGGCGGCAAGUGACGUUUUCCAAGCGGAGGAGCGGGCUUAUCAAGAAGGCACGUGAGCUGUCCGUGCUCUGCAGCGUGGAGGUCGGCCUCGUCAUCUUCUCCGCCAAGGGGAGGCUCUACGAGUUCUGUAGCGCCGAGAGUUUUGAAAAGCUUCUGGAGCGUUACCAGACACAUAAUGAUGAGGAGAUUGCUGCUUCCAAGACUGCUGAUGGUACUGACAAGAACCAUAAUUCAGAAAGCAGUGGUCUCCGCACAGGCGCUAACCGAGUUCUGAAAAUAUUUAAAAGCGAUAUGGAAACACAAGACAUUGAUAAUCUAGAUGUUCCAGAGCUCACCCAGCUUGAGAAGGAAUUGGAUGCAGUUCUAAGACAAACAAGAUCACUAAAGGAAAAACAGAUGAAAGAAGAGAAGGUUCGCUUGGAAAAUGAGAUUGCAGCGCUGAAGCUGAAGGAGCAGCAGAGCAAGGACCGAGCUGCCGAUGAGGAAGCGGAUCGGCAGAGCACUUCCGCCGCUAAUAACACCACCACCACCACCAACAACAGCCGCAGCAGCGACGACUAUGUUCCGGCCACCAUACUACAAUUGUUUUGACUACUUUUCCAAGGGUGUAGGCAACUUAUGUACUAUAUUGUACAUGUGGCAAUAACUCAGGUUGCCCCGUCCACCAACUGUGGUGACAUCUGUCGAGACUGAGACGUCCCGCCGAGUGGACCCCGCCGCUCUGUGUUUUAGAUUAUGUGUGUGAUAUCGUGUGUGACUUGUAUGAGAUCCCGACAUGACUUUGUAAUGUAAGGCCACUAUGUUUUAUUAUUAAUAUUUUAUUUUAAAUAUUA
Molecule: messenger RNA, 1315 nt
Organism: Pyrus x bretschneideri (Chinese white pear)
Lineage: Eukaryota; Viridiplantae; Streptophyta; Magnoliopsida; Rosales; Rosaceae
Product: truncated transcription factor CAULIFLOWER A-like
Exons: 6
Coding region: 438-1073 (211 amino acids)
Biological process (GO): positive regulation of transcription by RNA polymerase II
Molecular function (GO): RNA polymerase II cis-regulatory region sequence-specific DNA binding; DNA-binding transcription factor activity, RNA polymerase II-specific; protein dimerization activity
Source: RefSeq, a predicted model, not a curated record